Cutaneotrichosporon cavernicola is the source of this 1281-nucleotide messenger RNA. RefSeq lists its product as uncharacterized. The record is from RefSeq and is a predicted model, not a curated record. The transcript has a single exon. Bases 1 to 1281 code for a protein of 426 amino acids. Gene Ontology annotation, biological process: transmembrane transport. Gene Ontology annotation, cellular component: membrane. Gene Ontology annotation, molecular function: transmembrane transporter activity. NCBI's taxonomy places the organism in Eukaryota, Fungi, Basidiomycota, Tremellomycetes, Trichosporonales, Trichosporonaceae.
AUGUCCUCAAAGGAACUGGACGAAUCACCCUCCCCCUCGACCUCGUGCUCGUCCUCUGAGACUGGGGUUGUCGUCAAGUCGCACCUCGAAGAUGGUGGCCGCGAGGCAUGGAUGACGCUCGCCGGCGCCUUCUGUGCCAUGUUCGUCCAGUUUGGCCUCAACAACGCCUUCGGUGUCUUCCAGGCCUACUACCAAACCCACCAAUUAUCAAACUACACCUCAGACGCAGUCGGCUGGCUCGGGGGUAUCCAGCAGUUCCUCUUCCUCUCUGGCGGGCUAGUCACUGGCCGCCUGCUCGACGCGUAUGGACCACACAUCUGCAUUGUGCCCGGAUCGAUCCUCCUCGUCGCGUCUCUGAUGAUCACAUCAGUUUGUACAAAAUACUAUCACUUCAUGCUUGGCCAAGCUGUUCUCUUCGGCAUCGGCGCCGCCCUCAUCUUCACCCCCGUCAUCGCCUUGCCGAACCAACACUUUCCCCGUCGGAGGGCCAUGGCCGGCGCACUGGCCAUCAGCGGCAGUGGUCUCGGCGGCUUAUGUUGGCCUAUCAUCCUCCAGCGCCUCAUUUCUCAAGUCGGUUUCGGCUGGGCCCUCCGUAUCUCUGGCUUGAUUUCAGCCAUCCUCCUAGCUUUAGCAUGCGCAUUAAUCCGUCCCCGAUUCCCAUCCCGUCAAGCUACCCCGUUCCUCCAAACCCUCACAUGCUUCAAAGACCCCAACUGGCUCCUCUUGUCAUUCGGCACCUCCCUCGCCUCGGCAGGAUGUUUCAUGCCCUCCUUCUUCAUCACCCUCCGCGCAACCCAACUCGGCGCCGGCAAUCUCGCAUUCUACACCCUCUCCAUCCUCCUCGGCGCGUCCAUGGUUGGCCGCCUUGCAGCCUCUCUCGGUGACAUUACCGGCCGCUUCAAUCUCAACAUUUUGGCUACUGCCGCUGUUGGCAUCCUCAUCCUUACGUUCUGGGUCCCACUGCACAACUACAACCAACUCCUUGGCUUUGCCGUUGCGUUUGGCCCUUUCUUCGGGCUGCUGUUCUCUCUCAACUCACCAUGCAUGGCCCAGAUUAGCACGCCGGACCAGGUCGGCUCCCGCACCGGUCUCAUGUUCGCCCUCAACGCACCUUUCAACCUCGUCGCUGUCCCGAUUGCCGGCGCAAUCGUUUCCGCACACCCAGGAGAGGCUGGGUUCCGCUUGGCCGGCGUGUUCGGCGGUUGCCUCUGCCUAGCGGGCGCGGGGCUAAUCCUCGGCACACGGCUGCGCAUCGACCCCAGGUUAACAGCUAGGAUUUAG